CAGCUCCGCCGUGGGGUCUCAGCUCUCCAUCUCCCUCCCCCCCUCCCUGUCUCCCUAUCUUCCCCGGGCGCUGCUGGGAGCCUCCAGGCUGCUGCGCCGCAGGAGGAUGUCUCGCAGGGAGUCUCCACCGCCACCUCCACAGCUGCUGGGAGGGCAGAGGGGGGAGUGUGAGGAGGAGCGGCCGGAGCGAGCGGAGCCACUGUCUGAUGCUGAGAGGGAGAUCAUCCAGGACACAUGGGGGCACGUCUACAAGAACUGCGAGGAUGUGGGGGUGUCCGUGCUCAUACGGUUCUUUGUCAACUUCCCAUCUGCUAAGCAGUAUUUCAGCCAGUUUCGAGAGAUGGAAGAUCCUGAGGAGAUGGAGCAAAGCAGCCAGCUUCGACAGCACGCCUGCAGAGUGAUGAACGCCCUCAACACUGUGGUGGAGAACCUCAACGACCCGGAGAAGGUGUCGUCGGUGCUGGCUCUGGUGGGGAAGGCCCACGCUCUCAAACACAAAGUGGAACCCAUUUACUUUAAGAUCCUGAGCGGCGUGAUCCUGGAGGUUUUGUCUGAAGAUUACCCAGAAUGCUUCACUGCUGAGGUACAGUUGGUGUGGACCAAACUGAUGGGGGCGCUGUACUGGCACGUGACGGGGGCCUACACAGAGGUGGGCUGGCUCCAGGUCUCCAGCUCGGCCGUGUGAAGAAUUGGAAAAACGGCUCAAAGUUGUUAUUUCACAAAAGAAGCAAAUCGAUGUGUGUGAGGAGAAAAAUGUGGUUAAAGAGUUGCAAAGAGGUCAAAUACAUCAAAUCAACACAU
Nematolebias whitei (Rio pearlfish) is the source of this 801-nucleotide messenger RNA. RefSeq names its product cytoglobin 2 (gene cygb2). The record is from RefSeq and is a predicted model, not a curated record. Gene Ontology annotation, biological process: oxygen transport. Gene Ontology annotation, molecular function: oxygen binding; heme binding; iron ion binding. Bases 107 to 685 code for a protein of 192 amino acids. NCBI's taxonomy places the organism in Eukaryota, Metazoa, Chordata, Actinopteri, Cyprinodontiformes, Rivulidae. The transcript has 3 exons.